AUGGUCUUCUCCACCACCUCCACCUCCACCUCCACCUCCUCCUCUUCAAACACCACCGAAAGACAAGCUCGACAUACACCUUGUGAGAAUUGCAGAACCCAUCGACGCAAAUGCACGGUGCCUCUUGGAACGCAAUGCGAGCGAUGUCAACGGAUGGAUCUUGUGUGCCUGUUCAAGUAUUCCAAGCGUACCAAGGCUGCCUUUCAAUAUCCACAGUGUGGAGAGAAGAAGGUGUACAAGCGGAAACGGAUAUCCAUGACCCAGAAACAGAUGUUGAUGGAGGAUGUUGAGCAACUUGAGCGACUUGUCGUAUCCACGGAAGCCGAUAUGGAGUCGUUGUCCAGCAUGAAACCGUUGUUAAGCAUCACAAGUUGCCACCAAAGAUUGCGAUUGGAAACAGCACCUCUUCACAGCAUGGCAGAUAUGAUUGCAUUAUUGGAGCAUGCAACUCGAUCCUUGUCACCCAUCAUGCGCACUCCUCGUUACUUUUCCGACAGUUCCCAAGGGAUGCUUCACAUUACUCAACAAAUAUCACAAGUCGAGCAGACAUUACGGCGAUUCUUUACACGCGAUGCAGCUGUACUUCCAUCACCACCCACUUCACCUCUUCAAUUUGACGAUGAUGAUAGCUCCAUGACUCAAAUCAAACGACGUUUCAUCAAUGCCUAUUUCUCAUGCGGCUGCUACAUCAAACCAAUCCUUGUUCGUCCCUAUUUUUUACCUCUUUUGCUUGACAAUCCACAUUCUAUGCUUGCCAACGCCAUCAUCGCCAUCGUCGCUUUUGGAAUAUGCAACCACAUCUCAAUCAUCGAUUUACCCAUCAGUCGUAAAAUGCUUGGAGCAGCAUGCAUGGAAAAGGCUUAUACCCAAUUACGAGAUGCACUAUUUGAUCAAGAGCCCGGACUUGAAACGUUGGCAACAUUACGAUGUUUGGCAGGUUGCCACCUUUUGCUACUGAAAUCAGAUGAUGCAAGGAAGUUUACAAGUCUUGCUUGGCGUAUGGCACUUCAACUCAAGGAUACCUAUCUCGGCACAUUGAAAAGCAUUGAACGAGAUCACAGCUCUGUAUACGUUACGACAUCCAUGAAAGCACGAGCAGAGACAUGGCGACGAUUAUUUUAUGAUAUCCGCUACAUUGAGCUCAAUUUAUGCAUGAUGUACGAGGGGGAAGCCGAUUUCUCAUCAUUGGUAUUAAGUGCCAAACAUAUCGGGUGUCCUAUUGUUUUGGAUAUUGAGCAAACGGAUCCUGCAUCAUCAAGAAAAGUGGAGGCGUAUCGAUAUCUUAUUGCAUUGUCAAUGUUGCCAGGUGGAUCUCCAGCAUCAGAAUGGACGACUCGAGAAGAGAUUGUGGGAUAUCGAUUGUAUGCGGGCGUGAUUGACAAGGUGUCAUGUGCAGAUAUUGAGCAUAUCGAAGGUCAUCUUGUUGAUUUUUGGAUGAGGCUGCCGCGGGAUUAUGUGCUUGCAGAUUCGCCACUGAUGGCAGUUCUGGAUAUGAAUCGUGUACGGGAAUGCAAUAACCCCGAUGUGCUGUACCUGAACGAGAUUUACUAUUUGUAUUGGACCCUGUUGGAGAUGCGGUUUAUGGCAACCCCGAGUACAGCAGAUCUUAGUACAACAUCUUUGGGACGAUAUGAUGGUGAGCGGGCGUUGCUCAUUGUCUCUGUGUGUUGCGAUGCUUUGACCAAAGUAGCACUUGCGUUAUAUGAAAUCAUGCCAUGUGCUCUGGAUAUCCAUUGGUUGGUGCUUAUUGCCGAUUUAUUGGUGAAACUCAAGGACGUAGCAGACCCGGAUGUCAAAUCACGUGCUCAACAAAACCUCCAAUGGACAUUGAGAAUGUUGGGCAAUUUCAUGAUCCCAUUUGGACAACCCUAUCCUCCUCAUCCUCCUCCACUGAUGCCUAUCCAUCAACACUACCAGCAACAACAGUAUCACCCAUCUUCACCUUGGAUGCCAGUAGCUUUUUAUACCGAGAUCCAGCGACUUGUUGCAGUCUACUUUGCAAAACAAAUGAAACAGAUAUGGUAG
Messenger RNA from Lichtheimia ornata, 2025 nucleotides. RefSeq lists its product as uncharacterized. The record is from RefSeq and is a predicted model, not a curated record. Gene Ontology annotation, biological process: regulation of DNA-templated transcription. NCBI's taxonomy places the organism in Eukaryota, Fungi, Mucoromycota, Mucoromycetes, Mucorales, Lichtheimiaceae. Gene Ontology annotation, molecular function: DNA-binding transcription factor activity, RNA polymerase II-specific; zinc ion binding. The coding region runs from base 1 to 2025 and encodes 674 amino acids. The transcript has 2 exons.